GCGUUCCGCGCGCUCGUCUUUCCCUCUCCGGCAACGGCGCGUGCUAAUACACGUCACACGGCUCUGACUCGUGACAGCAGCUGCCGCACGUGCGCAUGGCGAUGGUGGGGGCGCCAAGGCGGUGGAGGGGGCGGCCAACAGUGCGGGCCGUGCAGCAGCUGGCGCAGUGGGCAGUGGACCAGCACAACAAGAAGCAG
Molecule: messenger RNA, 197 nt
Organism: Closterium sp. Yama58-4
Lineage: Eukaryota; Viridiplantae; Streptophyta; Zygnematophyceae; Desmidiales; Closteriaceae
Source: the annotation of a GenBank genome assembly